GACAGUACACAGGGAAGACGGUACAGGGACUCUCCCACCUGUGUCUCCUGUCAGCUGGGUGCCGGCCCCUGUCAGGCCGCCGGGCAGCUGUGGGAGGGCCGGGGGUGUGGGCAGCAGGCAGGGCGGGCACGGCCAGCGCCAAUCCGGGCCCGGACAUGUGUUUCUGCCUCUGCUGGAACGGGACAAGCUGUAAAGAGCUGGAGAACCUCCACCCACCAUCACCCCGGAGAGCAGGGGGAGCUUCAAGCCCAGUACACAGCGCGCUGCCAGGCUCCGGAUACACGGCGCUGCACCGCUCUGCCAGAGACCCUGCCCUAUUCUGCCCCUGCCUGGGUGGCUGUACAAUCCUCAGCAGUGCCCUGAGACUGUACGGCCAGCCCGGAGCCCACACGUCAAGGACCCGCUGCACCGCUGUCUACUUCUGUCGCUUCUUUCUCACUUUUUUUCCCCACAUUGUGGUCUUUUGUUUUUGUGCUGUUUGCUUUGUGGCCCCCGUGGUCCCGGGCCAGAGCAGCACCCAUUGCCCUUACCUUCUGGGACACUUGGCAGAAGCACAGAAUUGCUGCAAUCUAUAGUAUUGUCACUGUUUGUGACACAAGCCAUGGCUGCUGAAAAGGAGAAGAAGAGGAGCAGUUCAGAGAGGAGGAAGGAGAAGUCGCGGGAUGCGGCCAGGUGUCGGAGGAGUAAGGAGACGGAGGUAUUCUAUGAGUUGGCACAUCAGCUGCCGUUGCCUCAGAACAUCAGCUCACACUUGGACAAGGCUUCCAUUAUGCGAUUGACAAUCAGUUUCCUCCGCACACAAAAACUUUUAUCGUCCGUAUGCCCAGAGGGCGACAUCGACACAGACUCGGACAAGAAUAUAGACAGUUUGUAUCUAAAAGCUCUGGAGGGGUUUGUCGCCGUUGUGACUCAAGAUGGUGACAUGAUCUUCCUGUCUGAAAGCAUCAACAAGUACAUGGGCCUAACACAGGUUGAGUUAACAGGACACAGCAUCUUUGACUUCACCCACCCAUGUGAUCAUGAUGAAAUUAGAGAGAAUCUAACUUUGAAAAGUGGUGCAGGGAUCGGAAAGAAAAACAAAGAUGCAAACACUGAGCGUGACUUCUUUAUGAGGAUGAAGUGUACAGUCACCAACAGAGGCAGAACCGUAAAUCUGAAAUCUGCAACAUGGAAGGUGCUUCACUGUACUGGUCAUGUCAAAGUGUACAACUCCUACAACCCACACACACUCUGUGGCUACAAGGAUCCGUUACUGAAUUGCUUGGUGAUGACAUGUCAGCCCAUCCAACACCCCUCUAACAUUGACAUCCCGCUGGACAGUAAAACAUUCCUGAGCCGCCACAGCAUGGACAUGAAAUUCACCUAUUGCGAUGACAGAAUUGCUGAGUUGAUCGGGUAUCAUCCAGAGGAGCUGCUUGGGCGCUCUGCCUAUGAGUUUUAUCAUGCUUUGGAUUCAGAAAGUAUGACUAAAAGCCAUCAGAACUUAUGCACAAAAGGUCAAGUGGUCAGUGGUCAGUAUCGGAUGCUUGCAAAGCAUGGUGGCUACGUCUGGGUGGAAAGCGAAGGCACAGUCAUUUACAACACACGCAACUCUCAGCCACAGUGUAUCGUCUGCGUGAACUACGUGCUGAGUGAAAUUGAGAAGGACGAUGUUGUAUUUUCCAUGGACCAAACAGAGUCUCUGUUCAAACCACAGCAGAUGACCAUGAGCUCCGUCUUCAGCAGUGCCGUCCCCGAUAAGACGAGCGACUACUUGUUUGCCAAGCUUAAGGAGGAGCCGGAGGAGCUGGCACAGCUUGCUCCCACCGCAGGAGAUGAAAUCAUCUCCUUGGACUUUGGUGCUCCGACUUAUGAGGAACCAUCAACUUAUAACAGUGGUGCAAAGGCAAGCCCAAGCAGCUGGCCAUUGGAAGUCCAGAACCACAAGGCUGAUAUUAACCCUCCGUCCUUCAAAUCACCGCAGGCGGCUAAUGGAAGUGCUACACCCAGUGCUAGCAGUAACAGCAGUUGCUCUUCGCCAAGAAGCCCAGACGAAUAUUACACUACUCUGGAGGAAGAUCUCAAGAUUGAGCUGAUUGAAAAGCUUUUUGCUAUGGAUACAGAGGCAAAGAAUAAAUGUAAUACUACACAGAAUGACUUUAAUGAGCUUGAUCUUGAAACGCUUGCUCCUUACAUUCCGAUGGAUGGUGAAGACUUCCAGUUAAAUCCCAUAUGCCAAGAUGAAUGUCCCCUCGGUGACAGUGCUCAACUUCCCCAGCAGAACUUAAGUAGCAUGAAUGCACUCUUCCAGUCCGGUGCUCCCCCUCCUCAGAACCAGUGCCUUCACCGUAAUUUUUGUCCACCAAUGGCAGCUAAAGACAGUGAUCCUAAUCAGGAUUCUCUGCCCAUCAGGCUUUUUAAUGGUGAGAAGAAGACUCCUCCAUUAUUGGCGUACCAUACUGGUGCUAGUACUCCACUGUCUUCAAUAGGUGGCCGGCCUAAUACACAGUGGCCUCCAGACCCACCUGUCCCUUAUAUGCCAACGAAUUGGAGAUCAAUGAAUCCGUAUCCCGAGUCUCCAACCAACUCGGCUUUAGGACACCCAAUGCAUUUGCACAGCAUGUCAUUAUAUAAGCAAAGGUCACUUGACAGUUUUGGGCAACGAGAAAAGGAAAUACACCCCAAUGAGAACUUUUUCUGCAAUAGCAUAAAGAGAAAGCGGCAACAGGACUACGGGGACCAGAGCUUUCCGCAUCUCAAUGUGGGGGAGUUACCUGAUAAUGCCAUACCAUUGUUAAUGUGGAAAAGAAUGAAGUCCCUCAAAUCAGAAAUGUGUCCACUUGGCUCAGAAAAGAAGUCUCUGAGUACAAGUGUUCUAACAGAUGACUACAUCUGUAACAGACACAGAGGAUUAAGCCAGCACCUGACCCAGCAGUCACAGUCACAGCAGCCCUGUCCAUCCAGCUCCAGAAGCGACAGGAAAACUCCUUAUCCAGCCCCGUUUUUCAGCUGUAAUUACCAUGAUUACAACGUGCCACAGUCACAGAAAGCUACAGCUCUGACCAACCGUCUCAUUGGCCCUUCGUUUGAACCCUACCUGUUGCCAGAACUGACGAGAUAUGACUGUGAGGUUAAUGUCCCAGUGCUGGGUAACUCUAACCUCCUGCAAGGCUGUGACCUUCUCAGAGCUUUGGACCAGACCACCUGAAGACCAGCUGGACCAGACCACCUGAAGAAAGAGACUAAAUGUUUAUUGGCUUAUAACUGUUCAUACAAAAAGGCUUCACUUUCUAAAGAUAUCACUUUCUAAAGAUAUUUUUCAAAUAGCCAGUUUCUAUCACUGAUAAUCAUUGUACAAGAUUUACUUACAUACGGAACUUUGUUCACAGAACCAAAUAGUGGCCUUAUUGAAAUGAUAUCAUAUUGAAAAAACUAAAUAUGCAUAUUUUUUUUGCCUGCUGUAUUUUUACUUUAUUUGAAUAAAGUGUAUAGUAUAGAAGAUGUUUUACACACGUAUACCCCUGUAAAAGUAAUUUAUAUUUUUUUAAAUGGCCACAAAUGAUUUUUGUCAUAUAUAAAAUAAAUAAAUAUAUAUAUAUAUAUAUAUAUAUUUAUAUAUCCAUCUAUAUAUAUGUUUAUCCUGAAGUAUUGAGCUUGAAAAUGGAAGUUGUUACUGAUACAAAUAGGCACAUUGUGAUGAAUUAUUAUAAAACACGUGGCAGUGCCAAGUGUCGCCUUUUUGGUUGCAAAUGCCAUAGUAGAAUUCAAACAAAGUGGAAUUUCUUAUAGUAAAUGUGCCCAAUGAACACAGCUUGAUUCAGACUAGACAGACAUGUGGUUUUUAGAGUAUUGUGUGUGAGGGACUUUAAUAUAUAUACAUUCUAAACUCCAUUUCACCUUAAUGUUGGCUGUUUUCUAGUUCACGGGAAGAAUUAAUGAUUUACAGAAAAACCCUUUGUAAUAUUAUUAUGUAAUGUCACAAGGCUUAAAUUGGGCAAUUACCUAUAUUUUAGUGCUGUAGACUUGCAAUCAAGGCAACAGGACUGGUUUCUACCUACUGUAUCUGUUCUGUGAUCUAACCUAUUGUUUAAUGAAACUUGUGCAUUUAUAACAUGGCUAGGGACCAGAGUUUGUAUUCUAGAGUGUAGCUCAGGGUUCAUUGAUAGAGUUUAUUAUGACCUUCAAUUUUGUCACCAACUUUUACCUUUCAUACUACAUAACUCCAGUAACAUUCAUUUACAAGAAAGCAUUCCAAUUAAAUGCAAUAUUAAACUCUACGUGUAAGAUUUUUGUAUACAUUGACGCAUAAUUAUAUAUCAUUGUGGCCAGUCUGCCUUAGACCUUUACUUGAUCACAUUUGCAUGAGUGAUCGAAUGGACUACAGUAUCUCCAAUGAUAGCGGCAGUUGCACCAAGACAGACAAUACUACAGUAUAUAAUACUAACUAUAGCAUGGAAUGACAAAUGUAUAGGGAAUAGAGAAUCUGCAUUCUGCACAUUUGAGGUAAUUCCAAGUUGAUCGCAGCAUGAAAUUUUUUAGCAGUUGGGCAAAACCAUGUGCACUGCAGGGGGGGCAGAUAUAACAUCUGCAGAGAGAGUUAGAUUUGGGUGGGUUAUUUUGUUUCUGUGCAGGUUAAAUACUGGCUGCUUUAUUUUUACACUGCAAUUUAGAUUGCAGAUUGAACUCACCACACCCAAAUCUAUCUCUCUCUGCACAUGUUAUAUCUGCCCCCCUGCAGUGCACAUGGUUUUGCCCAACUGCUAAAAAAUUUCCUGCUGCGAUCAACUUGGAAUUACCCCCCUUGUAAAGAAGUCCAAAAAAAAACAAAACUUAACUAACCUGUUCUAUUUUCAGAUCAGAAAAGUUGAGAAUAAAAUGACCAAGUAUGUUAAUGUAUCUGUUAAGCAUUUCUCAUUUCCUGCUGGUGUUUUAUAUUAUCCAUAUGCUCUAAUUGUUCCCUUAUUUUUUAUUAUUUUACUAAUCUACACGGGGUUAAUGAUAAGGGCAUCUCCUGUAAUGUUGCACAAGUUACCAUAACAAACCUUGUAUGCACUCUUUGUAUAGACAGUUAAUACUGUUUGUGCUUAUUACAAUUAAUGCUUUAGGUAAAUGCUUGUUUUAUUGGUACAGUAUCUUUUUCAUUUGUACAGUGUUUUUCUGUCAGCAAGACUUUUGCUCAAAUGUUUGUAUUCUUCAAUGUGGCAACAGUUAUUGUUCAGUUAUUACUAUUAUUGCCUUAUGUAAUCUAUCCAAAGGAAUUUACUAUAAUUGUUAAUAACACAUUAUAAUGGCAAUCUUUCACUUUACUGCACAGUAGCUACUUUUAGAGUCUGUCUGUCACUUCCACACUGUAAAGGCGUCUCAACCAUUAGCCAAUCAGUCCACUAGUGACCAGUGAAUGGAUAGGCUAAUGCAGUUGAAUUUUGGUUCACAAUAUGAAAUAGAUGCCUCCACAGUUUGAAAGUGACUGGUGAACUUUUAGAUUCAAGAGAAUUAUUUUUUAUUUGCAUUAUGUUAUGGGUCUUUUUAUUGUUGUUAUUAUUAUUAUUAUUGUUAUUAAAGUUGUUAUUAUUAUUAUUAUUAUUAUACAUAUAAAUAUAAAGCUAUAUAUGUGUGUGUGUGUAUAUAUAUAUAUAUAUAUAUAUAUAUAUAUACACGCACACACGUGAUCAGGGUCUGAAAACUGUUAGCUUAACAUGCGUCAGUUGAUAGCUCUUCAAGUGCAAAUAGUCGGGUUGUUCUGCAAUAUUUUAGAGAGGGCAUUGUUUGUUUUCUUUUAUAUAUAUAUAUAUAUAUGUGUGUAAAGUUAUAGAUAUACAGUGUCAAGCCACUGUAGUGGCUCUUUUUGGCAAAUGCCUAGAUGGGCAUACUGACCCUUGCCACUCUCAGGAAUUGGCCAUAGCUUGGAUCCCCCAAGUCACCGUGCCGAUUUAUGAAGCAAGUUUUUUUACCCAGUUCUCAAUUUCCUAUUAUCUAAUCAGGGUUGUUCAUUUUAGUCCUCUGUGGUCUUUUCAGGGUGUUAGCUCUCCAAAAAGGUGCCUUAUUAUAAGAUAGAACUAAAGUUUGUAACAUUUCAUACAAAAAUAUACUGGUAGGUUAAAUGAUAAUUAACGAUAAUUAACCCCAGUGUGUAAGUGCGUGCAUGUACGUGUGUUUAGGGCAGACUAGAUGGGCUAAGAGGUUCUUAUCUGAUGUCAAAUUCUAUGUUUAUAAAAAGUAGCAUUGAUUAUAAUUCUGAGUGUCAACCACAUGAGUUAAGAAUGUGAAUUGGCUGGGUUUAUGUUAUUUGCUCCUAUUCUUGUCUUUUUGUUCUGGAGUCUUUCAUAAAUAUCAAGGUAGUGUUCCAGGUGUCUAAAAAUAAAUGGUCCAAUUUCCAGGAAAUUUAGAAUUGUGGUUACUGCAGUGUUAUUACAGACUACUGUCACUGCUGUAUUAGAUGGCACCUUAAUUCUGGAGCAGGCAGGAGACCACCUACAAUUGGUUCCUCAUCAUAGCUGGAAGCUUUAUUUACCUUUCUUUGGUUGACUCACCAGUGCAAAACACACUUGAAGAAAUUGACCCCCAAAGAAGCAUUUGUCAGCUGACCUGAUGUCCUGAGAAUCUGUGACAUCUCCUAACUAACUGAUUAGAUGCAUUCUCAACCUUACUAUUGCCUCAGCCUACAAAUGACUGCUUUCUUUCUGUUAAAAGCAUGCACCUAAAGAUGAUCAUUCCAACCGGCCCACUGGUUGGAACAAAAAUAUGGUAAUGUACUGUAAAGGAAAAUGGCCAAAAAUGUUGUUCCGUCAAACUAGUUAAAUUGAAACUGAUUUAGACAUCUUGUCUGAAUAAUAAUUUUUGUCCAUUUUACAGUGUUUGAGAACAAAUGGUCGUUUGUCGUUCGCUCUCAUCCAUAACCAGAUUUUCAUUCCAACAAGCCAAAUUGUUGGCUGGUUUGAAAGAUAAUCUUUAGGUGUGUGGCCAGCUUAAGCAGAAGCUGCACCUUAAGGAUACAGGGGUUGAUGUAUCAAGUAGUUAAAAGACUGGGCCAGUGGGGACGUUGGCCAUAGCAACCAAUCUGCUUUGAGGUAGCAUUUAUCAAGUACAGUCUAUAAAAUAAUAGUUAGAAGCUGAUAUGGUUCCUAUGGGCAAAUUCCGGGUGGGUCAAUUUCUCCACUCUUUACACUGUUUGAUACAUCACCCCACAGUAUUAGAAUAGUCAACAGUCCUCUCUACAUUUGGUUCUAAACUACAUCUUGCAUCCAUCAGUAAUGCAACACCCUCCUAAUAUUUACACUAUAUAUUGCAAGUGGCUCUUACAGUCAUUGUUUGGUCAGUUUCCUCUUCAAUAAAUAAUAAUUUGCAAAGCUUAGAAAAUAAGUAGAUGAACAGGAACUGCAUUUAUCUGGUCUGAAAAGAAAAUUUUUAUUGGUCAUUCCUGAAAAAUUUACAUUUCCUUGGGGGAAACUCUUGAAAUCUGAGAUUGCCCCUGGAAAUGAUGGACAGUUGGAGGUAGUAUAGUAUAAUACCCCUGGUCAUUAUGGUAACUGCCUAAAAAGCAGGGCUGCAUGUUUAAUUGGUAUAUAAUUUGAUUCUUGAUUGGUAUUUAUGAGGACCAUUAAGACAUUUAUUUACUAUUGCUAUUUUUAUGUCAGGAUUAGGGAACUUGCAACUCUUCUGGUUGUGGAACUAUAAAUCAGAGUUCCACAGUAGCUUCAGCAUUCUGCUCUAGGCAGUUAAGAACGAAUAUUAAACACUGGAAACUGUAAUCUAUGAAUUGAAUAAUAUAUUCUUCAUUGCAAACUGUGGUGCUUAUAUAAGUUAGUUUAGACAAAAUAUAUAACCCUUAACUGACAUCACAUAUAGACCAUGUUGCAAUUUUUGGACACUUGGUCUAAUCCAGAGGGGGACAUUUUUGAUUGUUUUGUGUUUUCUUGAAGUGACUAUCAAAAUGUGUUUUGUUUUUUUAAAUAAAGCUGCUUGCUUACAUUUUAUAUUAAAAACCCUUUUUUUGUCUUUUUAAUAUUUGUCUGGAAAUUUUAAUAAUGUUUAGAGGUGAGAAUUAGCUCUAUCUUUUAUGUUCUCAUUGGUAAAUGAUUUAGCAAUGAUUUAUAACCGUACAAAUAGGUAUCCGGUCUAUAGAUCUACGCUACAAAGGUCUACAGCCAAUAGGUCGACCACUAAUGGUAGCCAUGCAUUAGGUCGACAGUGACAAAAGGUCGACAUGUCAAUGGUCGACGGAAGUUGGGUUUUUUUGUUUGGUUUUUUUCAACUUUUUCAGACUUUACCAUCCACAUGGACUACGAUUGGGAAUAUUGGGCCUUAUUCAGUAUGGAUCGUUAUUCUGAGAAAUUGCAGUUGUCUGCGAGUAGAAAGGCGCUGCCCCGUGUAAGUUUGCGAAUGCAUCGCAGAGCGUGAUCCAUUUGCAGAUGCAUAUGCAAUUUUCUGAACAUCGAAACAUUUUUGCCUUCUGAGCAAAUGUAAGUAGGUCUGAGGCUGCCACUAAUCUGCGACUCAGGCAGCCUGGAAGUGGUAUGCGCUGACGUCAGAGACCCUCCCCAAAAACACCUUGGCACGCCUACAAUUUUUCUGACACACCCAGAAAACGGCAGGUUUCCACCCAGAAACGCAGGCUUCCUGUCAGUCAAACGGUGGCUACAUUGUGAUUAUGAUCUGUAAGCAAUUUCUGUCGCUAUUGCCCCACGCGUGUGCACAAUGCAAACGCUAUGCAUGCGCAGUCAUUCGUUAAUCGCUCAAUUUGCUAAUUUUCUAAUUAGCGAUCCAUGCUGAAUCACGCUCAUUAACCUGUGCCGAGCACAGCGAGGUAUCUUGCCCUCACUCGCCACGUGAGGGGACUUGGUGCUUGUUUCUGGCAGAAAAGUGACAAAACACCCUCAAAAAAUGUUUUUUAUCUAUUUUGUUUAGACAAUUUCCAUGUUGACCUUUUGACCCUGUCAAUUUUUUCUACUGUCUACCUAUUCUAUGUUGACCUUGUUGACAUUUUGACCCUGUCGACCUCAUACAUGUCUAUCAUUAGAGGUAGACCUAUUUACUGUAGAUCUUUUUACAAAUACAAUAGCAGAUAUGUGUUGUAGUGCAUAGUAACCAAUCACUCUAGGGAGACUAACCUAAUGGGUUGCUCUGGGUUACCGUGCAUUUCUGUUAUAUUGUUCAUCCAUAAACCUUUAAAUAGCUAUACUUGUGCUAGGCUUCAAAUGGUAUCUGGUCUCUAGGUCAACAGUGUCUAGGUCGACCACUAUUGGUUGACAGGGUUUCUAGGUCGACAUGUUCUAGGUCAAAAGGACGACAUAAGUUUUUUUUUUUUAAUCGUUUUUUUUUACUUUUUCAUACUUAACAAUCCACGCGGACUACAAGUGGGAAUAGUAACCUGUCCGAAGGAUGGCGAGCGAAGCGAGGGGACACGGUGCACUAAUUGGGGUUCCCGGUCACUGUACUGAAAAAACGACACCAAAAAAACAUAAAAAACUCAUGUCAACCAUGCAUCCCUGUUGACCUAGUUACUAUUGACAAAUAGUGGUCGACCUAGUUACUGUCGACCAUCAUACCACACCCGCUUCAUAUAUCAAGUCAGAAACAAAACAUGCUCAUCCCAGUCUAAACAUAGUAUUUGUAAUACAGUUCAUCUUGAACUAUACUUGUUGCCUACUAAAAGUGAAGACAUUUUUGGCUGCAACAAUAUUUAAGAGAAAUCCACCGAUCAUUUCACUAGAAACUAAUGACAUCACUGUGACUAUGAAUUCAGAGGUUUUAUGUACAUGAAUCGUGUUUGAACCUAUUCCUUAGCCUGUCCUUCCAAGACAACAGGUACUGGGGAUGUGAUGAUGCGUUUCGUAUUAUCAUGGCUGUUCCCCUGCAGUACAGUGAUGUGAUUUGCAUUACUGAGCGGUUGGGGGGGGGGGUUGGUUACAGCAUGUUGACACAAUUUACAGCAAAUGGCAGUAUCAUACUGUAUGCCUACUGAAUUUACUACAGAAGUAGGAAGGUUCUGGAAGAGUGACCUACUCUCCAGGACUCUGGGAGAACUCUUCAAAAAUUGUAAGUCUCAGAUAUUUUGGGAGAGUAGACAAGUAUGGUUUUACUUACAAAACUGCUACAUCCACUGUUUGUAGGAAACAAGUAAAGUUUAAUAUUCUGCUACAAAGCUUUGCUGAAAAGCUUCUCACGUGUACUUAACCAUGAGUUAAUAUGUUAUAACACCUUUUUGCUCCUUAAGUGUACUUGUGUCUAUUUUGCCAGUGCAAUAUUUGCUGUUACUUUAAACCAAAUUAAUUGUUUUAUUUUAUGUGCUCAACUUAGAGCUUUUUAGCCAAAGCGUGUAGUGUCCUCUGCAGGUUUGUGCACUUGAAGGGUAUAUCGCACGUUUGAAUAAUAUUGGUUUACUGUCUGUGUAGUUUGAGGGUAUGGGUCAUUAGGUUGACCACACUUAGGUCGACAGUCAUUAGGUCUACCACUAUUGGUCGACAUGGUCAAUAGGUCAACAUGUACUAGGACGACAUGGAAAAAGGUUGACAUGAGGUUUUUUUUACUGUUUUUGGUGUAAAAAGUGAGGUGGAACCCCAAUUAGUGCACUUUGUCCCCUCGCAUGGCUCGCUUCACUCGGGUUACAGUUCCCAAUUGUAGUCCACGUGGAUCGUAAAGUAUGAAAAAGUUCAAAAAGUUUUAAUUUUUUUUUAAAAACUCAUGUUGACCUUUUUCCAUGUCUACCUAGUACAUGUCGGCCUAUUGACCAUGUUGACAUAUUUUAUGUCGACCAAUAGUGGUCAACCUAAGUGCUGUCGACCUAAUGACCGUAACCCGUAGUUAGAGCACCAGCACCUUUCUGUCCUUGCAGUUUGCCAACUAUUUCAGACAGUUCGACAACUGGUAUUAAUCAAAUCUAUCAGCGUAGUAAUGAUUUCUUAUCACUAUGUGGCAGAAUGUUGAUGAUAUCACUGUAUGGAAAGUGAUUGAUAUGGAAAUGUAUUAUAACAUUGAUACAUUAUUAAAGUUUACUGAUCUUUCA
Molecule: messenger RNA, 10981 nt
Organism: Pseudophryne corroboree (corroboree frog)
Lineage: Eukaryota; Metazoa; Chordata; Amphibia; Anura; Myobatrachidae
Gene: EPAS1
Product: endothelial PAS domain protein 1
Exons: 16
Coding region: 602-3187 (861 amino acids)
Biological process (GO): regulation of transcription by RNA polymerase II; cellular response to hypoxia
Cellular component (GO): cytoplasm; transcription regulator complex; nucleus
Molecular function (GO): protein dimerization activity; RNA polymerase II transcription regulatory region sequence-specific DNA binding; DNA-binding transcription factor activity, RNA polymerase II-specific
Source: RefSeq, a predicted model, not a curated record